AUGGCACUUGCACAUACUAAAUCAUGGCCUGCCCUGUUCAAUUUUAUCGCUAGACUAAUCGCGACUCGUUAUGGUGCUUAUAACGAGGUAAUCUCGCCGCUAAUUCGAUCCAAUGUCUCCUGGUUGAAUCCAACAUACACUACUGUACACUGCAUGAUGUAUCUUAGCUUCGAGCCAAAGAUAGGCCUGGUUAUUGCAGCCUCAAUCAUCCCCGUCGCAGCCCAGGUCUGCGAAGUCGGAAACUUUGAAAUCAGCCGUCAAGAGGAGCUCGACCACCUCGUCCAAAACUGCACUGCAUUCGCAGGUCAACUCACGCUCGGCCAAGACUAUACCGGAUCUCUCGCCUUUCACAAUGUGACCAACAUUACUUCUUCGACUAUCACGGCAGUGUCUGGGUACCGCAGAUUCUGGAGUGAAAUCUAUUGA
Aspergillus calidoustus is the source of this 426-nucleotide messenger RNA. The record is from the annotation of a GenBank genome assembly. Lineage: Eukaryota; Fungi; Ascomycota; Eurotiomycetes; Eurotiales; Aspergillaceae.